UCAUAUUGAGUCUUUAGCUGGGACGUGUCAGCUGGUCUUGGGUGUGAGCCACGGAGGUUUUAACACACCACUGUUUUCCAGCACAUGGGCGUAAUCAGUCAGGUGUUUCACGAAAAACACUGUCAGUGUGGGUCUUAUGGAAAAAAAGAGUUAGUUUAAAGUUGCAGACGCCAUAUUUUUUAUUUGUUGAAGAGAAACAGGAGAAGGGAAAGAGGAGGAAGUUAGAAGUGGGAGAGGUGAAGGAAGUUAGAGAGAUCUAAUUAAUUUCAGCUAAUGUGUGGCAGAAUGAGAGCGUCGCGGCUUCUUCUUUUGAUUAGUCUGUGCAACAUCACACUACGUUCUUGUCAGGGAACAUGUGACCAGUCCUUCCAGUGCCCAGAAGGAUGGGUACGUAGAGGGGCUCAGUGCUUUAAAGCCUUUGGUUUUGAGCUCGGAUGGGAAGACGCAGUAGAAGCUUGUGAAAGGCAUGGUGCCACAUUAGUGACCGUCAAGGACAGGGAGACUGCUGACUUUAUAGCUGGUGUUGUGAGCAAUGCUGGUGUUAACACAUCCUACUGGAUAGGUUUCAAGAGUGAAGAUAACUUAGUACAAGGAAAGUGGAGAAAUGGCCGGGAGAUGUUACUGCAGCAUGGUUUCUGGUACGGGGAUGAGCCAAAUACAGCUGAAGAAAGACUCUGCACAUCAGCACUGCAGAAUGAGGACAACACGUGGAAGAUGGAAAAAUGCACGGAAGUAAAGCUGCCUUUUGUUUGCAUGUCUGUUGCUUGCAUAAAUGACUUCCUUCAUUGUUUUAAUGACCAGUGUGUGCUGUCUUCAUUGAGAUGUAAUGGUGUAGAUGACUGUGGGGACAUGACAGAUGAAAUGAUGUGCAGUGAUCUGAACAGUGAAUAUCAAUAUAGUGAGAGUGGAGGUAAUAUUAAAUAUCCAACAUCAGGCUCAUACAGCAACAAAGAGAGUAAAACAUGGACUCUCAAAGCCCCCAGUGGUAAAAGAAUAAAACUACAGUUCUCUGAAUUCAACACAGAGUCACAGCAAGACUACCUUCAAAUCUGUGAUGGUGGCCCAACAGAAAGCUACUGUACAGUAAUAGAUACAGUAUCUGGGGAUAAAUCCAGUUCAUUUAGCUACACCAGUUCCACCAACUAUUUCUUACUCAAAUUCUACAGUGAUGAGUCCGUCACUAAGACAGGGUUUACAGUGCAAUGGAUUGUUGUACCAAGUCCAGAGGGCGCCACACUGACUGCAGUUAACCAGCCUCAGAUGAUCACCAGUCCUGGGUUUGGAACACAGUAUAAUGGAAAACUUAGGACAACCUGGGUUAUAACCACUCCAGUUUUAAGACAGAUCUUAACCUUACAUUUUCAUUCAAUCAAACUGGUUGCUAGGGAUGACUACCUUUACAUCAGGGAUGGAAACAGUCCCUAUUCUUCAAAAUUGUUGGAAUAUCGGGGUCCGGUUGAUGAAGUGAAUCACAUCAUAUCAUCUACUGGGCAGUCCCUGUACAUCUACCUGCACAUAGAAACUGUAAAAGCCGAAGGAGGCUUUAAUGUAUCUUAUAUCCAAGGUUGUGAUGUCCAGUUAACCACCAGUCAGGGGAUGAUAAUGUCUCCAGGUUACACCAUAGGGAGUUAUCCCAACUCUGCCCGCUGUACCUGGAAUAUCUCCACACCUGGAAACCAGCCAUUUGCUGUGGACUUCCAGGAAUCCUUCAAAUUGGAGAGCGGUAUUGAUUUUCUUAAGAUCUACAAUGGUCCUGAAUCUGGUGCCAAUGCCCUCCACAGUGGCAGUGGGUUUACUGGCACAGUGUUGCCCUCUACAGUCCAUACGUCAUCAGGAGCUAUGUUUAUUGAGUUUACAACCAGCGCAGUGACUGCAAUGAAAGGAUUCAUGGCUCGAUUCUCUAUUGAUUGCCCCCAGGAAUUAAUUCAGUUCAACUCUUGGACAAAUAUCCAUCCCAGCACUGCUCUGUCCACAAUGUACACAGCUAACUUUAAUGUCAGAUGCAUGCAUGGCUAUGACUUUGAGAACCAGGAAUACAACCAACAGGAAUCAGUCAACAUUCAGUGUCUUUAUGGUGGAAAGUGGAACAUCCUCAGAAAACCAGUCUGUAAAUUACACUACUGUGGUUCCUUGGGCAGUCAAAACAAUAUUCGCAAUGGCUACCUGUCCAACACCACAGGAGUACGGUAUGGAGAUCAGGCAUACUAUGUGUGCUUUGCUGGGUUCACUCUAAAGGGAUCCAACCCCGUUUACUGUACAGAAGAAGGUUGGACCAACUCUGAUGCCCCACGCUGUGAAGCUCCAUUAUGCACUCCAAGGCCACAGGUACCUUACUCUAACCUUGAGAUCACAGGGGACCUAAUAGCCAAAUAUACAUGUGACCUUGGCUAUGAGCUGGUAGGAACUCCCACGGCAGUGUGUAACAGGGACACCAAAACCUGGACUGCUGAGGCACCCGUUUGUCAAAGAAAACCCUGUCCAGCCCCGUUCCCUGUGAUACCUCAUGCCUCCCUGAACAUCACAAACACCACAGGAGUUUUAUACUUUGGAGACACAGUCAUGGUGACAUGUGAUGUUGGAUAUAAACUGGAAGUCAAUAUGUCCAAUAUACUGACCUGUAAUGCUGGCCAGACCUUUGGGGAGCUACCCCGGUGCAUAGAUAUCAAUGAGUGUAAUAGCACUAAUAAUGGUAACUGCAGUCAGAACUGUGUGAACAGCCAGGGUUCCUAUCACUGUACCUGUAACCCUGGCUAUAGGACUGACCCCAUGGACCCCUUCCAGUGCACAGAUGUCCUUGAAUGUUCUAUGAACAGUGGGCGUGGUCAGUGUGAUGACACCUGUAAUGAGAUAACUGGCUCAUAUAACUGUAGCUGCAGUCAGCCUGGCACUACUCUGUAUAACUCUAAUGGGACCAGCAGUUUCUAUAUCCCUGCCGUGGAGACAGGGCUGAUGUACAAUGAUGAGUUUUAUUUAAAUCACACUUGUGUCAAGGUAGAAUGUAAGUUACCCGUCAAUGCCAGCAUGUUUGCUCAGCUCCGUGCACGCCCCCUGGAUGUCAACCUGGGCCGCCCCUUCCAUUACCAAGACAACAUCACAUAUCUGUGUGACAUCGGGUAUGUGUUGGUGGAUGGCAGCAACAAGAUGACACUGACCUGUGGUCAGAAUGGACAGUGGAGUGGGAGACUUCCUGAAUGCCGAGCCAAUAUGUGCAUAGAAGAGCCUCUUCCCAAUGCUGCUACUGCAGGAACAAAUAACCUGACCUACCAGGCUGUAGGCGAGAUCACAUGUGACGUCUCCGGGGUGCGAAAUGAAACUGUCACUCGUUAUUGUCAGUAUAACCAAACUUCAAACAGUUACAUGUUCACAGGACAGCCUAUUAGGUGCAAUGUUAUUGACUGUGGACAGCCAGACACUAUAACAGGAGCCAAUAUAACAGGGGUGUCCACACUGUAUCCUAGCAGCUUUACAGUAACCUGCAAAGAUUUGUAUCGCCUCGCUGGAAACAGCAAUCAGUUUGAUAACAUUGUGAGGUGUACAGCUGAAGGGAAUUGGGACUAUGGAGAUCUUCGCUGUGAAGGGACCACAUGUAGUGACCCAGGGAGGCCUCCAGAUGGCAGACAGGUGGCAGUAGAUACCUAUGAGGAGGGUAAACUGGUCAGAUAUGUCUGUGACAGGCCAGGUUAUGAACCAGACCUUCCAUACCCCAUAAUGUGUGAGAUGGCGGGUUCCAAUCUUACCUGGAAUGCCUCUGCACCAACAUGUGUGGACAGGGAAUCACCAGUGUUUACCUUCUGUCCUGGACCAUUUACUGUGGCUAAGUUGUCUGAACUCCUUACUGUGCCCUUUCCCAAUGCCAAAGACAACUCUGGGAUGAUACGGGACAUCCAGGUGUCCCCUGCAGACUUCCAUGGUUAUGGGAUGUGGAUAGAUCGAGACAUGGAUAUCACAUACACUGCCUAUGAUCACGCUAAUAACACGGCUACAUGUGUAGUUAACAUCAGGUUAAAAGACCAGGAGCCACCGGUUAUCAGCUGUCCUGACUCUUACACCUGGGCCAUCUUGGAGGAGAACAGCCAACUGGUCAUCACACAGGGUGGACAACUGCAGGGUAACUACAGAAAUAUGUUCAUGGCCACAGCCACAGAUAAUGUCACACCUAGAGGUGAGAUGACCUUCACCUACAACCCACCCUCACAGACCUUGACCUCAGCUAUGGUGGACAAGAGGAUCACUUUCACAGUCACAGCCACUGACAUGGCAGGGAACAGUGCCUCCUGUAGUUUUGAUGUGGUGCCAAGAGCCUCCCCCUGUAGUACCUGGUACCUGCCAACCCCAAAGUUUGGUACCAAGACCUGUACCACCAGUAAUACCACAACCAGCUGUACCACUAUAUGUAACAGUGGGUAUGGAUUCCAUGGUGGACAGGCUUCCAUUGUAUAUACAUGUGACACCUCAGCUGACCAACCAGAAUGGAGCAGUAAUGGAACUGUACAGGAUUGCAUAGCUCCUGAGACCAUGGCAAUCUACACUCUUUCAGUAGAACGUUUGGAUUUUGUCAGUGGUUCUAGUACUCCUGGCCUAGUCUACACAACAGUUGAUGCUACAAUCCUAAGAAGCUGUGUCCAGCCUUAUAUCAAUGAAAUAGACAGUCUUAUAGCCACUGUUGCUGCUAACCUGACAAAACAGUGUCAAGCUAUUUCUGGGUUAUCAAACAUUUACAUAGAAGUCAACCAAUCUACAACUAUUGUAAAUGUCGUUGGUAGGCAGGUAAGGAUAUUGAACCUGUUUUCUAGCUCUGAAACCAAGGCAAUCUACACAGUUGACAUACAAGAUGACAGCUCUAGCACUCCUGGCCUUGUCUAUACAACAGUUGAUAGCACAAUCUUAACUACCUGUGUCCAGCCCUUUAUCAAUGAAAUAGAUAGUCCUAUAGCCACUGUUGCUGCUAACCUGACAAAACAGUGUCAAGCUAUUUCUGGGUUAUCAAACAUUUACAUAGAAGUCAACCAAUCUACAACAAGUUCAGAUGUGGUUGGAAGGAAGGUAAUGGAAGCUGACUGUUAUUGGGUUGUCAAAAGGAAGUUCUUCAGACAUUGCUGA
Messenger RNA from Lingula anatina, 5100 nucleotides. RefSeq lists its product as uncharacterized. Gene Ontology annotation, molecular function: calcium ion binding; protein binding. NCBI's taxonomy places the organism in Eukaryota, Metazoa, Brachiopoda, Lingulata, Lingulida, Lingulidae. The record is from RefSeq and is a predicted model, not a curated record.